This is a messenger RNA of Myripristis murdjan (pinecone soldierfish), 1275 nucleotides long. RefSeq names its product transmembrane protein 134 (gene tmem134). The record is from RefSeq and is a predicted model, not a curated record. The transcript is spliced from 8 exons. Bases 321 to 956 code for a protein of 211 amino acids. Lineage: Eukaryota; Metazoa; Chordata; Actinopteri; Holocentriformes; Holocentridae.
ACGCGGCUAGCGAAAGGCCAUUGGGCGUACUCAGGUCUGUGCAAUCGAGCGCCGAGCGUGAAAAAGAAAACAGUCGAAAGUUUUGGAAAAGUUUCUUUCGUGCUCGAGAGUAAAAGGGUGUUUUUUUCUUUGUACAAUGGGAUCUUAUAAACUUGCCACAGCUGAUGCAGACAUGUGAACGCUCACAUGAAAACGUGGAGUCGAGCUACAACUGAAACAUGAUACUAUUUUCUUUGCAGCUGCUCUUCUGUGGGUGACAGUUUUCUCAACCCACUGCGUGCAUCAGCCCACAGGACCACAGAGUCCAAGAGGCGGGCACCAUGGCAACGCCUUUUAGUAUUGAUGAUGCCUUUGUGCUGGAAGGAGAGGAGGAAGUAGCCGUGUCUGAUGAGGAGAUAGAGGGAUGGAAAGGCAGGGACAAAGACAGAGAGGGAGGAGAGAUGACAUUCGGUCCUCUAUCGUUCUCUAAACCUCAGAGCCAUCCCGUGCCCGCUGCAGCUGGCUCCCCUGAGCACAGUAAUCUAAAAUACCAGAAUCUGGAAAAUGAAGAUGUUUUAGGCAGCAGUGGCAAUUCCUCCUUCAAUAACUUCUUCAAAAUCAGCGAUCCUGCAACUCUGUCUUACUGCAGCUCCCAGUGGUCCUUCAGCACAUUGAGUUCAGUCACCCAGCUGUCGGCGCACUGCUGCGGAUGGGUGUCCCAUCCACUGGUCAAAAAAAACCGAAGAGUUGUUCUCGCUUCAUUCCUUCUCCUCAUCACUGGAGUGGCUCUUAUUUUCACGGGUAUUGUCAUACAGUUGAGCCCAGAUGCAGGUAAGAAAGGUGUUUCAAGUGCCAUUUUCUUCGUACCGGGAUUUCUUCUCUUCAUUCCUGGGGUGUACCAUGUGAUAUACAUCAGCUGUGCUGUCCGCGGGAGAAGAGGCUUCAAGCUUUUCUACCUACCUUAUUUUGAAAAAUGACAAGUUAUGCCACACUACAUCUUAGCUACAUGUUUUUGUUGUUCUCAUCGUCUUUAUUAUGAAAUGCAUUUUUGUCACAAAUUGCAACAAGUGUAACAAAAGAGAUUGUCACAUUGUUGUUUUUAAAGAUUUUUAUCCUGUCAUUAUUAUGACCACUACUAACUGAACCACUCAGUGCCUCAAUUAUGUUUCCACUACACCAGAUAACUGUGUCUGUACGUGUUUGUGGAUGAGAAGGAGAUUUGCCCUGCUUGUGUUUAUGUCAUAUGUGUGAAUAAUGACUGUGAAAUUACAAUAAACUUUUUGUAUAUUACUUUAA